GGAGCAACACGUGAUGUGUCUACUUAUCAGGGUGAGCAAGGGAGAGCGAGGAGGCGAGCGUGCGGCAGGAGAGGGCCGGGGGCCGAGGCGGGGGGCCGGACCGCGGCUUGGGGCGCCGGGGGUCGCCAGCUGCGCGCCCACCUCCGUCCUGCGGGGAGCAGAGGAGGAGGGGAAGUGACUGCGGAGUUGAUGAACUUUGCACAUCCAGAAACGCCAUUUUGAUUCCUUUUCCGGAACAAGUUUGCAUCUCUCCUCUCUCUCGCCCCGCAGCCCCCGGACGCCCCUCCAUCAUGCUUCGGAGCACACCGCCCUGGCCGGCUGUUGCUCCACAUUUGUGCUCCGGAGGUGGUGGCUUUGAGGUGUGACCCUGCCCACGUUUGGGCCCAGCCCGUGCCAGCUCCUCAGUAAGGAGGGCCGGCCUGAUAAGACAAAGAAAACAGUGUCAACGAGUGGCACCAAGAGAAGAAAAGAAGAGACGAAACAGACUCAUUUGCUACUCCAUGCGGAUGAUAGCUACAGCAGGGGGAAAUUCCACAGCGUAUCAGUUGAGGCAGAAAAUGGAGUUCUACAACAGAGCCUUCUUAGAAGCUUAAACCCUUGUCCCGAUGACGUCAGGCUUGCCCGUUGGCUUGGAAGGUUCAGACUUAUCUUCCAUCAACACCAUGAUGUCGGCUGUAAUGAGUGUAGGGAAGAUUGCUGAGAGUGGCGGGAGCUCGCAAGUCAAGUGCCCCACAAAGCCCCCAGGACCAAACCGGAUCGGUAGAAGGAACCAGGAAACGAAAGAGGAGAAGUCUUCCUAUAACUGUCCCCUGUGUGAAAAGAUUUGCACUACACAGCACCAGCUAACUAUGCACAUUCGUCAGCACAACACGGACACUGGAGGGACCGACCAUUCCUGCAGCAUCUGCGGGAAGUCGCUGAGCUCGGCCAGCUCCCUGGACCGCCACAUGCUGGUGCACUCUGGUGAGCGACCGUACAAGUGUGCUGUGUGCGGCCAGUCCUUCACCACCAACGGAAACAUGCACAGACAUAUGAAGAUUCACGAGAAGGACCCCAGUGGUGCCACAGCUGCAGCCCCUCCGUCCCCACUGAAGCGCAGGCGGCUGGCCUCCAAGAGGAAGCUGAGUCAAGAUGCUGAGUCUGAGAGAGAAGACCCCUCGCCUGCUAAAAAGAUGGUAGAAGAUGGGCAGUCGGGUGACCUGGAAAAGAAGACUGAUGAAGUUUUUCACUGCCCAGUGUGUUUCAAAGAGUUUGUUUGCAAGUAUGGGCUGGAGACCCACAUGGAGACCCAUUCAGAUAACCCCCUAAGAUGUGACAUUUGCUGUGUCACCUUUCGAACACAUCGGGGAUUGCUACGCCACAAUGCACUUGUCCACAAACAACUGCCGAGAGACGCAAUGGGAAGGCCAUUCAUACAGAACAACCCUUUAAUUCCUGCUGGCUUCCACGACUUGGGAUUCACUGACUUCUCCUGUAGGAAGUUUCCGCGAAUUUCUCAGGCCUGGUGUGAAGCAAACCUGCGGCGAUGUAUCAGCGAGCAGCACCGCUUCGUCUGUGAGACCUGUGACAAGGCAUUCCCCAUGUCCUCCUCACUCGCCCUGCACCGGCAGACCCACAUCGCCGGGGGCCUGGGGCAGGAAAAGCCACAGGCCAGCCCCCUGGCUGAGGACACAGUCAACCAGAAGGUCUUCCUGGCCUUGUUGGGCCUGCAGCACACCAAAGACGCGAAGCCCACCUGCACCGAGGAGCUGCCUCCAGACGACAACCAGGCCAUCCAGCUCGAGACACUCAGGUGCCAGCUACCUCAGGAGCCCGCCUGCACCAGCCUGCUGAGUCUGUCCCCUUUCGAGGCCACCUCCCUGGGUGGCCCGCUCACUGUCCUCCCAGCCACCAAGGAGAGCAUGAAGCAUCUGUCCUUGCAGCCUUUCCAAAAGGGUUUCAUCAUCCAGCCCGACAGCAGUAUUGUGGUCAAGCCCAUCUCUAGCGAGUCAGCCAUCGAGCUGGCCGACAUCCAGCAGAUCCUGAAGAUGGCCUCCUCAGCGCCCCCCCAGAUCAGUCUUCCACCCCUCUCCAAGGCCCCAGCCACCCCCAUGCAGGCCAUCUUCAAACACAUGCCCCCACUGAAGCCAAAGCCCCUGGUCACACCGCGCACAGUGGUGGCCACCUCCACGCCCCCGCCCCUCGUCAGCGCCCAGCAGGCUUCCCCGGGCUGCAUCAGUCCCAGCCUGCCUCCUCCACCGCUCAAGCUGCUCAAAGGCUCGGCGGAGGCCACCUCCAACGCCCACCUGCUGCAGUCCAAGUCCGGGGCCCAGCCCAACACCUCCACGCAGCUCUUCCUGCAGCCCCGGGCAGAGCUGCCGGGCCAGCCUGAGAUGAAGACGCAGCUGGAGCAGGACAGCAUCAUCGAGGCGCUGCUGCCCCUGAGCAUGGAGGCCAAGAUCAACCAGGAGAUCACAGAAGGCGACCUCAAGGCCCUCAUGGCAGGGCCUGCCGGCAAGAAGACACCAGCAAUGCGCAAGGUCCUCUAUCCCUGCCGCUUCUGCAACCAGGUGUUUGCCUUCUCUGGGGUGCUGCGCGCCCACGUGCGCUCCCACCUGGGCAUCUCGCCCUACCAGUGCAACAUCUGCGACUACAUCGCCGCCGACAAGGCCGCCCUCAUCCGCCACCUGCGCACGCACAGCGGGGAACGGCCCUACAUCUGCAAGAUCUGCCACUAUCCCUUCACCGUCAAGGCCAACUGCGAGCGGCACCUGCGCAAAAAGCACCUCAAGGCCACCCGCAAGGACAUCGAGAAGAACAUCGAGUACGUGACCAGCAGCGCCGCCGAGAUGGUGGAUGCCUUCUGCGCCCCAGAUACGGUCUGCCGGCUCUGCGGCGAGGACCUGAAGCACUACCGGGCGCUGCGCAUCCACAUGCGGACCCACUGCGGCCGUGGCCUGAGCGGCUGCCAGAAGGGUCGCAAGCCAUUCGAAUGCAAGGAGUGCAGCUCGGCCUUCACGGCCAAGCGCAACUGCAUCCACCACAUCCUCAAGCAGCACCUGCACGUGCCAGAACACGAGAUCGAGAGCUACGUCCUGGCUGCGGACAGCGGCGGGGGCCCUGCCGAUGGGCCGGCCGCAGAGGCCGCCGGCAUGGUGGAGGAGGGCGGCUGCGGCCCCUUUGCAGACCGCAAGCCCAUCACAGCCUUCCUGGAGCCCCAGAACGGCUUCCUGCAUGGGGGUCCCGCCCCAACGCCCCAUGUCUCCGUCAAGCUGGAGCCCACCAGCGGCUUUGCGCUGGACUUCAACGAGCCCCUUGACUUCUCCCAGAAGGGCCUGGCCCUGGUCCACGUGAAACAGGAAAGCGCUGCGUCCUUCCUCAGCCCCUCCUCCCUGGUCCCCUAUGACUGCUCCCUGGAGCCCAUCGAUCUCUCCAUCCCCAAGAAUCCCAGGAGAGGAGACAAGGACACAGCUGCUCCUGGUGAGGCCGAGAAGCCCGAGCAGGAGCCCCAAGACAGCGAGCAGCCCCCGGUCUGUCCACCCCCCGGCCCCACCCUGUCAGGGGUGUUUGGGCCCAGUGGGGGUCUGGACAAGCCUGCAGCCCCGGGGCUAGCCACCUCGACAGCAUCCCCCCAGGAGCCCCACGCUCAGGCCCUGCAGGGCGCCGUGCAGCUUGCCGUCCCCAUCUACCCCUCAGCCCUCGUGAACAGCUCCCCACUUGUGGGCAACCCCACCCUCGUGAGCACCUCAGCCCUCCUCAGUGGCUCAGCCCUGCUGCGGCCGCUGCGCCCGAAGCCACCCCUGCUCUUGCCAAAGCCCCCCGUGACUGAGGAGCUGCCCCCCCUGGCCUCCAUCGCCCAGAUCAUCUCCUCUGUGUCCUCGGCCCCCACCCUGCUGAAGACCAAGGUGGCCGAGCCGGGGCCUGCCAGCACCAGCAGUGGCCCCGUAGUCCCCGAGACUGUGGGAGGCGCCGUGCCCAAAGCUGCCCCCGCCCCCACUGACACCACAAGCCCGCAAGAGUCCGGGGACCCGCCGCCGACGGCCGCCAGCCCUGAGGCCGCCUCUCCCACCGAGCAGGGGCCAGCUGGCACAUCCAAGAGGAGGGGUCGGAAGAAAGGAGCGAGGAGUCGGCCCAGGGUCGGCGGCGGCGGCAUGGACUUGGACUCCAGUGGGGAGUUCGCCAGCAUCGAGAAGAUGCUGGCCACCACCGACACCAACAAGUUCAGUCCGUUCCUGCAGAGCGCCGAGGAUGACGUGCAGGAGGAGGCGGCUGCAGCCCCGGCUGACCCCCACGGGCCCAGUGAUGAGGAGCAGGCCAGCCCCCCCGAGGACAAGGGGCUGAGGGCCAGGCGGAACUCCUACGCCAACUGCCUGCAGAAGAUCAGCUGCCCCCACUGCCCCCGGGUUUUCCCGUGGGCCAGCUCCCUGCAGAGGCACAUGCUCACGCACACUGGUCAGAAGCCCUUCCCUUGUCAAAAAUGCGAUGCCUUCUUUUCUACCAAAUCUAACUGUGAACGCCACCAGUUACGCAAACACGGAGUUACCAACUGUACCCUGAGAAGAAACGGGCUUUUCCCCCAGUCCAAAGAGAGAGAUGUUGGAGCUCAUGAUAGCACAGAUAGCCAGUCGGACACGGAGACAUCAGUGGCAGGAAAUGAGGUGCUGGACCUGACCUCGCGGGAGAAGGAGCAGCAGAUGCCAGAGGGGGCCCCUGAGCCCAGCCAGGUCGGAGAAGACCCUCCUGCACAGGAGGGCAAGCGGGGAGCAGCCUCCCCUGCAAGCGGGGAGGAGAAGGGAGAGGAGGAGGAGGAUGGGGAGCAAGAGGAGACACAUGUUACAGAGGAGAAGGACGAGGACGCUGAGGGGCUGGAGGAGGACACCGUCAGCAACAAGAGCCUGGAUCUCAACUUCGCCAGCAAGCUGAUGGACUUCAAGCUGGCCGAGGGCGCCACGGGUGGUGAGGGCUCCCCCCAGCAGGAGCUGAAGCACACCUGCAACAUCUGUGGAAAGAACUUCAAGUUCCUGGGGACCCUGAGCCGCCACAAGAAGGCCCACAGCCGUGAGGAGCAGGAGGAGGGCAGGCACGGAGGGGCUGAGGGGCCCACCCCUGCAGCCAGCCCUGCCCCCGAGCCGGAGGAGGCGCCUGCAGGCUCUGCAGCUGUGGAGCCAGGUGCCGGGGAGGCCUUGGGGGAGAAGCCACAGGAGGAGGUGGAGGGCAUCUCCGAAGGGGAGAGCGCAGCUGAGAAGAAGGCCUCGGAGAAGAGCGAUGAUGACAGGAAGCCAAAGACAGACUCCCCCAAGAGCACGGCCAGCAAGGCCGACAAGAGGAAGAAAGUGUGCAGUGUGUGCAAUAAGAGGUUCUGGUCGCUGCAGGACCUGACUCGGCACAUGAGGUCACACACAGGGGAAAGGCCGUACAAGUGCCAGACCUGCGAGCGCACCUUCACGCUGAAGCACAGCCUGGUCCGCCAUCAGCGCAUCCACCAGAAGGCCCGGCACCACGGGAAGGACGGCGACCAGGACGAGAAGGGCGAGGAGGACAGCGAAAACGAGUCCACCCACAGUGGCAACAACCCCAUCUCAGAGAACGAGGCCGAGGCCACGCUGACCACCAGCAACCACAUGGCCAUCACGCGGAGCCGCAAGGAGAGCUUGGCCAACGCGGCCAAGGAGGCCAGUCGCAAGGAAGAGAAGGCGGCGGGUCGGACGGCUGCUCAGGCGUCUCAGGGUACGGCUGGCCAGGAGGGCCCGGCGGCCGAGGCGCAGGACCUGCUGGAGCUGCCCGGCAGGAGGCUGGCCCAGCCCGUCCUGGUCACCGCCGAGGGCUCCGCUCAGCUCCUGGGAAUGGAAUAAGGUGUGUCCUGUCCCCCAGCACACAGAGCCAGCAGAGCAAAGCGCCCCGAGUCUGCGUUCGCCCCGAGUUUGCGCUCGCGAGGCUUCCUCAGUGCCCUUCCGCAGUUGGGAAGCGUGAGUGCGCGCACGCGGGAGCAAAGCAGGACCAAGGCUGACCCGCCUCCGUUCCAUAGCCUUGCGGCCUCACCAGCACCACACAACACACAGACAGAUCCAGUGCCUUAACUACUUUACCCAGACCGUUUGGUAUCAGAGUUUUUGUUUUGUUUCUCAAAUGACUUAAAAAAGAAGAAAAAAAAAAAAGCAAAACGAAUCUUUUGAUGAAUUGUUUGGAGAGGACUUUUUCAUUUAAGCAUUAAUGUUACCUUUCGUAUUGGUGUGUGUGAGCUUGUUGUGAAUCUGUGAUAGUACUGUUCUGUGAGCUGGAAACAGAAGAAAAAAAAUGCCCGUGGAUACCUAUAGCCAAUAACUGGAAUAAAAUGAUGUGAAUUUCAUGUAAAUUACCAGAGGAAAUAUGGAUAAAAUGCUAAUUUCUCAAAUAGACCUUUUUUUUUUUUCUUUUUUCUGUUGGCUACAUGGUAGAGCUGAAUCUUGUCCCUGGUGUUAAAGGAGGUGGAUGAUGAAGGUUUCUUAUUUGGUUCAAGCCCAAACCGGGAAAGAUUCCAGCCUCCACCUCGCACUGUUGCCACUCCUGCCCCGUUAGAGAUGGUCUUAGUGCUCACGUCUCGAGACAUUCGUUCUUGCCUUACAGAGAAGAGUUACCCCGGCAACGUAACCUAUGGAAAUAUUAUGCACAACUGUCAUAGAUUUUAUUUCCCCCCUUUCAAUAUAUGUAUUAUUAAUAUUAUUAUUAUUAUAUUAUUAUUUGUAAUUCAUCAGUCUGCGAGUCUCUGCAUUCAGCAGAAACAAAUGGGCAAUAUUUGUCCCGCGAGCCCCGUGUCGCUGCCGGGGCCCCGCGUUUUGUGUCUGGCCACGGCGGGGCCGGCACCCUUGUGGUAGCUCUUCUACUGUACUUAGACCAGCCUUUCUUCCACGACUGGAGAAUCCACAGGAAGCAGUGAGUGUCCUCAAGAACCAGCAGGGGAGCAGCUCAGGGGGCGGGGGAGCGUGUCCCUGCGAGUGUCCGGGAACAGCGGUCUGAGGAGCCUGAGGACCGCUCGAGACGUCAGGUGGUGGUGAGCAAGGUCUUCUCAGUCUUCCUGUUAAACUGUUAAACUCAGCACCAGCCUUCCCCCGUUGCGUUACUGCCAUCUGGAAAGCGAGGAAAUACUACUACUGGUAAUAUAACUACACGUGCGAGAGUAAGAAAAAUAAAUGGGUAAUUACCUUCCUACAGUUUAGGGUUGGUGCUUGAAGAUGAAACUUGCUGUUUGUAGUUUGUUAAAUAGCCUGGGUGCAAAAAGGCAGGCUUUUUCCCCCGUGAGCAUCCCGUGCAGGCAAUAGGAUUCCCUCGCUGCA
Trichechus manatus latirostris (Florida manatee) is the source of this 7289-nucleotide messenger RNA. RefSeq names its product ras responsive element binding protein 1 (gene RREB1). The record is from RefSeq and is a predicted model, not a curated record. Gene Ontology annotation, biological process: regulation of transcription by RNA polymerase II. Gene Ontology annotation, molecular function: RNA polymerase II cis-regulatory region sequence-specific DNA binding; DNA-binding transcription activator activity, RNA polymerase II-specific. Gene Ontology annotation, cellular component: nucleus. NCBI's taxonomy places the organism in Eukaryota, Metazoa, Chordata, Mammalia, Sirenia, Trichechidae. Bases 606 to 5831 code for a protein of 1741 amino acids. The transcript has 14 exons.